Messenger RNA from Choloepus didactylus (southern two-toed sloth), 1119 nucleotides. RefSeq names its product azurocidin 1 (gene AZU1). Lineage: Eukaryota; Metazoa; Chordata; Mammalia; Pilosa; Megalonychidae. The transcript has 8 exons. Gene Ontology annotation, biological process: proteolysis. The coding region runs from base 1 to 1023 and encodes 340 amino acids. Gene Ontology annotation, molecular function: serine-type endopeptidase activity. The record is from RefSeq and is a predicted model, not a curated record.
AUGGCGGGGCCUGACCCCCGCUUUGCCCUCCCGGAUCCACCGUCCACCCUGCCCGAGACCGGCCCCGGGGGCACAGCAGACCUGCCCCCCGAGAGCUGUCUGUUGUCGCCUUUCAACAGCGGGGUUCCCAAUGGCCGCUGGGCCCACCCCUGCCUGCCCGGGAAACCAAGGCCCAGCUCUGCCUGCCCCCCGUGUGGCCUCGACCCCGCCAUGCCUGCACCCCAGCUCCUGACCCUGCUGGCCGGCCUGCUGGUGUCCUCGCAGGCCGGCCCAGUUCCCCGUGCGGCCAUCGUGGGCGGCAGGAAGGCACGGCCGCAGGAGCUCCCGUUCUUGGCCUCUCUGCAGGAGCAGGGCCAGCACUUCUGUGGGGGGGCCCUGGUGCACCCCCGCUUCGUGAUGACGGCUGCCAGCUGCUUCCGCAGUCGGAACCCAGGGGUCGCCACGGUGGUGCUGGGGGCCUACGACCUGAGGCGCCAGGAGCUGUCCCGGCAGCAGUUCUCCAUCAGGAGCAUCAGCGAGAACGGCUACGACCCCCAGGAGUCCCUCAAUGAUCUGCUGCUGCUGCAGCUGGACCGCGAGGCCAACCUCAACAGCAGCCUGGAGCAGGUGCCGCUGCCCCCCCAGAAUGCCACGGUGCUGGCCGGCACCAACUGCCGAGUGGCGGGCUGGGGGUCCCUGCGGCCCAGGGGGCGCCUCUCCCGUUUCCCCCGGGUUGUCAACGUCACCGUGACCCCCGAGGAUCUGUGCCGGCCUAACAGCGUGUGCACCAGCGUGAUCGGCCGCCGGGGCGGCUUCUGCCGGGGCGACACGGGGACCCCUCUCGUCUGCGAUGGCCUGGCUCACGGGGUGGCCUCCUUCACCCAGGGACCAUGCGGAAGAGGUCCUGACUUCUACACCCGCGUGGCACUCUUCCGAGACUGGAUCGAUUCUGUCCUAAACACCUCGUCAGGUGGGGAAGGGUCCGAGGAGCCACCCACUGAGCCAGUGGGGGACCCCCCAUCGAGCCUUUGGGAGGCCCUGUGACUCCCAGGGAGCCAGCCUCCACCCCUACACCCCCAGGCCUGCAUCCAGCCCCCCUGCCGCCCGCAGUCGGCUAAUAAAGAAGCUUUUCCAUCUGUG